AUGGCCAAGACGCUUAAAAACCUCAGCUGGGGAAGAGAAGGACGGCACAAGAGCAGUGGGGAGGGCCGGGGGGGACACACCAGCCUGCCCUUGGAUGGGAUUUUCCAUCCUGGGGGAGCACGGCGUCUGGCUGCUGGGAAAUCCAGGGCUCAGGACAGGAAGGAGAAGGUGGUCAACAUGAAACCCAAGCACCCCGACGAGCAGGAGAUCCCGUUCCGCCUGCGAGAGCUGAUCAAGAGCCGCGAGGCCAUGAAGCGCCCCGGCCCCGGGAAGCGGCGGGCGGCAGAGAAGAAGCAGCAGCCCAAGUCCAAGGGCCCCAAGGCACAGGGAGACAUCCCAGUGCCCAAGUUCAGGAGGGGGAAGGGGGAGUCAGAGCGCUCCUACAUCCACCGCAUGGAGCAGGAGGUGCAGCGUGUGCUGUUCCUCUCCAAGAACCAGCACCAGCGGGAGCCUGAGAAGCAGGGGAUGGCGCCGGAGAAGUCCAAGAGGAAAAAAGAGUUUCAGAAUAAGAAGCUGGAAAAAGCUCGGAAGAAGAAGGAGGAGAAGAAAGAGGCCAUGCUGGAGAAGAGCCUGCUCCAAGACACGGUGGCGUUUGGGGAGGUGGUCACACAGCCACCCACCAUCACCUCACGGCCACGGGGCCGGGGUCCUGCCGAGCAGGCUGGACGGAAGCAGCUCCUCCUGUCAUCCUGCCUGGGCCAGACCCAGGUGUCCCCAGCAGCACCCAUGUCCAUGGCUCGCCGGCGCAUCGUGGAGGAGGAGAGAGCCCGUGUCAUCCAGGCCUACAGGGACAUCCAGAGCCGCAAGCGGCAGCAGCGGGAGCUGGCACAGCAAGGGCUGCAGGCAGUGUGGAACCCCAGGACUUGA
Molecule: messenger RNA, 867 nt
Organism: Chaetura pelagica (chimney swift)
Lineage: Eukaryota; Metazoa; Chordata; Aves; Apodiformes; Apodidae
Gene: CCDC137
Product: coiled-coil domain containing 137
Exons: 7
Coding region: 1-867 (288 amino acids)
Source: RefSeq, a predicted model, not a curated record